Leptopilina boulardi is the source of this 6359-nucleotide messenger RNA. Its product is annotated as vascular endothelial growth factor receptor 1-like. The transcript is spliced from 23 exons. NCBI's taxonomy places the organism in Eukaryota, Metazoa, Arthropoda, Insecta, Hymenoptera, Figitidae. The record is from RefSeq and is a predicted model, not a curated record. Gene Ontology annotation, molecular function: ATP binding; transmembrane receptor protein tyrosine kinase activity. Gene Ontology annotation, cellular component: signaling receptor complex. Bases 284 to 4537 code for a protein of 1417 amino acids. Gene Ontology annotation, biological process: positive regulation of kinase activity; cell surface receptor protein tyrosine kinase signaling pathway; multicellular organism development.
CAGAGAGUGGUCGUCGAACGUAGAUCCACUUCGGAUCGGGAAUUUUUUUUUUAUUAUUAUUAUUUAUUUAUUUACUUUUUUCCACCUUAAAAAAAAGAAAUUUUUCUUCAUUUACAUGUGUGGUUCAAAUUUAAUUUAAAAAUGUGCGGAAAUUAUUUCAAAUCAUUGUGGAUUUAUUAUCAUUGGGAAUAUGUGUGAUUUUAAUGAAAAAUUUAUUAUUGAAAAGUGUAUACAAGUGGUAGAGUGGACUUAUGAGAAAAAGUGAAAUUUUAAAAAAUUUAAAAUGGGACAAACCAGUCCCAUUGAAUUGGUUUUCUUCAUCUUUAUUCUUCUCUCAGGUUCAUUGGCAUUUAAACCAAUACUAGAACCUUCGUCAAAGGAAAUAAUUAUAAACGAAGGAGAUUUAUUGGAACUCAAUUGUACAAGCGGUACACCAUUAAUUUUUGUUUAUCCUCACGAACUCUUAAGUAUUGAUACUUCAGAUGCAAUUUUAUCGACAAUCAUUGAUGAUGAUGGAAAUUUUAUUAUCAAUUUUCGGCGCUUGUCAGCAAUUUCCGGUGACACUGGAUGGUAUGGCUGUGCAGAAGAGGAUGUCGGUUUCCCUAGCAAGCAAGAUAUGGGUUUUCAUGCUAAUUUCUCCUGGAUUUAUGUUUACGUAAAAUCGGAUGAACAAUUAUUGGUUGCUGAUUUAGAUUUGGAAGUUUUACAUGCAACUUCAGGAUACGAUGAAAUAAUUCCUUGUCGUCCUACAUCGCCUUAUUUUAAUGUCACAAUUUCAAUUCUCGGCGAUUCUAUAUAUGAAAAAAUACAAUCGACAUUCAAUCCAAAAAUUGGAUUUGUCCUCAAAAAUCCUCAAGUGAUUGACAGCAAUCAAUACGAAUGUACUGCAACACGUGAAGAUGGAUUCACUCAAUCGAUUGAUGUAUAUUUAAUGGUCACAACUCCACCUUUAAUAGAGGAUUUAAAAAUUACUCCUGUGAGACCGCGAUACGUGAUUGAGGGUCAAAAUUUAAGUAUUAAUUGUACAGCAACUAUAACAAAAGGAGGGCCAUUUACUGUUCGAUGGUUUGGUCCACCUAAUAGGACUUUAAUACAAAAUGAUCCAAGAAGACCAGUUAAAAAUUAUACAUCUCACUUGGAACAAUUCUGGAAAUACACAGUAGAAUUAAAUAUUCUAAAUUCUACACAUGCCGAUAAUGGUAUAUAUUACUGUGAAACUAAAACAAACGGCCCAAAAGAGGAGGCACAAACAUUUAUAGAGAUACACGAUCCUCGAAUAACUUUUAUUGACGUUGACAGUGAUGAUCACUAUCGAUAUCACGUACUAAACGAGACAGAACACGUGAGAUGGAUAGUGCAUAUUUAUGCUCAUCCACCACCAACAAUUCGUUGGAUGUCCAGUUUAGGAAAAAGUGAAUUGCAGCCAGUAGACGAUAGAUUACAUCCUGAAUAUAACAUAACCGUAGAUCCAGAAUUGACAAUGACUACUUUCUCUAUUAGAAAUUUAAGGCUAGCUCAUUCUGGCAAUUAUACACUGGAAGUUUCAAAUGAACAUGGAAAUAGGUCCAUCACAUUUUCUCUUUAUGUUAGAAUGAAACCGAGAAAUAAUAUUAAGGUACAUGCGUAUUACGCUCCAAAUCAAUUAGUGGAGAUAAGAAAUGAAAUUGACGCAUAUCCAGCGACAAAUGUGACCUGGAGUUAUCUUAAUUGUCCUCAUUAUCCAUCUCAACAUAGUUGUUUUGUCGAAAACAUGUUGGAAUGGUCUUUAACAGAAGAAUCACCCAUUAGGUUUGAGACAAUAGUAAAAUUUCAGGUAAAAAUGUCUGGUGUUAUUACGUGUCUUGCAUGCAAUGAAGUUGGUUGCGAAAUGGCACACGAAGUAGUUUUAGUUUCCGAUGGAAACAAUGGUGUUGGAAUAAUAAUUCCCGAGGGUCAAAUGACAGUUGGAGAUGACUUGGAACUAAUUUGUUUCGCAUCCAUUUAUAACUACACUAAUAAUUUAAGAUGGCAAAUUGACGAGCAAGAUGUCGUCGAAAACGACAGAAUAAAAUUAAUUAAGGAGAAAACACAAUUUACACAUCGUUCAAUAUUGUCAAUAAAAAAUUUACAAAAAUCCGAUGCAAUGGAAUAUGCGUGCGUCGCAACUGCUAAUGAUUUCAACGAAUUGAAAGAAUAUUACAUUUUGAAUUUAGCUGAUCCAAUACCGGCUAAAAUUAUAGAAACAAAUAUGAACGGUACAGAAGUGACUUUUGAUUUAAAUACUUUGGGCCACAACAUGAUUAGUUUAACUUGUGGUGCUAUUGGAACGCCUAAACCCAAUAUCACAUGGUAUAAGGAUGGUAAUCUCCUUGAAAGAAAUAAUCAAUAUUUUUUCACACGAAGUAAACAGGAACUUAAUAUAAAAUAUCUCGAUGAAGGAGAUAGUGGAAAAUAUUUGUGUCGUGCCGAAAAUCGUUUUGCUAAAGAGGAAAGAUUUUUGACGUUCAUUGUUGUUGGAAAAGAAUUGCCAAAAACUUGGAUUAUUGCUGGUUGUACUGUAUUAAUUAUUUGUUGCCUAUUGACUGUAAUUUAUUGCAUCAAAUUUAGACGAGAGAGGGUAAUGAGAAAACAGUUAAUGGAGGCUGGACUGACUCAUUUCGAAGAAGGAGCUCUGGAAUGUUUGAAUCCUGAUUUAACAUUGGAUGACCAAGCAGAGCAUCUCCCCUAUGAUAGAAAAUGGGAAUUUCCUCGUGAGAAAUUGGAACUUGGUAAACAAUUGGGUAGUGGUGCUUUUGGCGUUGUUAGAAAAGCUCGAGCUAAAGGAAUAUUGGAAAACGAAGAAGUUACAACCGUUGCUGUAAAAAUGGUUAAACGAACAAUUGAUCCAACUUACAUUAAAGCUCUAGCUAGUGAGCUUAAAAUUAUGGUCCAUCUUGGAAAGCAUCUCAAUGUUGUUAAUCUCCUCGGAGCUUGUACAAAAAAUAUUUCUAAAAGUGAACUAUUAGUCAUUGUGGAAUAUUGCCAUUUUGGCAAUUUACACAAUUAUCUUCUUCGACAUAGAGGAGAUUUUAUUGACCAAAUUGAUCCAACUACGGGAAAAUUGGACAUUAACAUUGGUCAGGAUAUUUUAUCGGAAACUAAUAAUUACGACGAUGUAAACAGGGUAAAAUAUGCUGCAUUGUCUUUUUCUCCUAGUCAUAGCUAUAAUUCGGACAAUACUCGACCUGGUGUUGAAUCCGUAACAUACACUCAAGACUCAGUAACAUUAGGAACAGGAGAAUUUAGUAUGAGCAAUACAUCAUCGCAACCCGAUUGGCGAACCAAUUAUCGUGGUGAUUACAAAGAUAAAAAUUUAAGACCAAUCUGCACACAGGAUUUAACAUCCUGGGCUUUUCAGGUUGCUCGCGGAAUGGAAUAUCUCUCUGAACGUAAAGUUUUGCAUGGUGAUCUUGCUGCGCGUAAUAUUUUAUUGGCAGAAAAUAAUAUUGUAAAAAUAUGUGAUUUUGGAUUGGCAAAAACAAUGUAUAAGGAUAAUAAUUAUAAAAAGAAAGGCGAUGCAUUGUUGCCAAUUAAAUGGAUGGCGAUAGAAUCAAUUCGCGAUAGGGUAUUUUCCACACAAUCGGAUGUAUGGUCAUUUGGCAUUGUUUUGUGGGAAUUUUUUACAUUGGCACAAACGCCUUAUUAUAGUAUUGAUGCAGAAACGCAAUAUCAUAAAUUAAUUGAAGGAUAUAGGCUAGAGCAACCUGAAUAUGCUACAAGAGAAAUGUAUGAUAUAAUACUGCAGUGCUGGACAGUUAGACCAAUUUUACGACCAUCAUUUUCGGAAUUAGUGAAUUUAAUUGGUGAUUUGUUAGGCGAAAGUGUGAAACAGCACUAUAUGGAUCUGAACACACCUUACAUGGACAUGAAUACAAUGGCGUUGGAGGGAAAAAAUGACUAUCUAAAAAUGAUGUCAGCUCCCGAUCAUACAUUACUCUCAUCACCAAGUCAUGAUUACGUGAAUGCUCCAAGUAUUGAAUCAACAGGUCGAGGUGAUUCUGCCUAUUUAAGUCUGAGUCCUUCGGGAAAGGACGAUACAAUGAUUAAUAGUCCAGGUCCUGAUUUUAAUCAUACACAUUUUCGAUUUCCAACUCCAGUUAAUAAUAAAUCAGCUAAUGAUUCAGAUCCAGAUGAAAUUGUUGAAUCCUCCCCAAUGCUACAAGAAGAUGAUGAUCCCUACCUCAAACCAAUUAAUAUUCAUGAACAGCGUGCAAGAUUUGUUAAGGAACAACAAUCAAAACGAAGGAAACCAGUUGAAAUACCUGAUCCAAAUUUAGGUUACUGUAAUACUUCAAAUAUUAAUUCAUUGGAUAAUAAAAAAGACACAGUGGAUUAUACAGAGAAAAAGAAUGGCAGUAGUGUUCCAUCGAUUAUUCGAACGCAAGACAAUUAUGUCAAUAUGCCGAAGCAAAAAAGUGAUUUACGUAAAGAUCUUCCUCCAGGAACUUCGGUUCAAUCAUUUUCAAAUCCUAGUUAUAUUUUUAUGGAUCAAAAAGAUAAUGAUGAGGUUGAUGUUUAAGACGUGAUAUAUUUUUUUAAAUUGUGACUUUUUAUUAAAAAUAUCGCUAUAUAAGUUAAUUUUAAUUCUCCCGAAAUGAAUUGACGAAAAUAUAUUCAGAAUUUAGAAAAUUGUUUUUAAAAAAACAAUAAAAAUACGAAAUUUUUUUUUAUUUUUUUGCAGUCUUGUUUAAAUAAUAGAGAUUGUGCCAUGAUUAAAAAAAAAUUAAUAUUUAAGAUAAAAUAAUAUAAUUUUGUUAAGUAACAAUUGUUUCAUUAACAUGAAGAGUGGCUGUGAAUGAUUUUGAAUUAAAGUGAAACACCCAAUUACAUUCUUCAAUAUUUGAAAAAGAUUUCAAUUAAUUUACUAUGAGGCCGUUUUCACUGUGUGGAGAAAUUUAAUUUUCCGAGAGGUUAAAGAUAGUCUGCGUCUGCGCAGACAAAUAUUCUGCGCAGACGCAGAAUAUAUAACCUUUCGAAAGAUUAAAUUUAUCCACACGGUGAAAAUAGACUCUAUAUAUACGGUUAUUUUCAAUUAAUUUACAAACGGUUAUUUAAUUAGUUAAAUGAAUUUCAAGACUGUUGAUAUAUUAUCUUGCAAUAAUGCUCUAAAAAAAACUUCUUGAUAACAAUUUUUUUAAAUAAAAUAUUUCAUAGAAAAAUUUUUUUAAUAAAAAAAGAAUUCUACAUACUGAAGGACAAAAUUGAAUAUUUUUUUUGACAAAUUAGGCACACACCCAAAAAAAUGUUUCUUUGAAUCAAAGAAAAUUUUUUUAAAUUAAAGAAAACAUUUCUUUGACUCUAUAUCAUUUUUCUUUGAUUCAAAGAAACAUUUUUUUUGGCAAUUUUCACUCUUACGUGGUAUAUGUAUUCAAUUUUAAAGCCAAAGAAUUUGUUAAUAAAUUAGAAGCAAAAAAUUUUCUCACCUCAUUUAUAUUUGUUACAUAAAAUUAAUUUAAUUUAAAAAAAAAUUUAAUUUUUCUGUAAAAUUAUUUUUAUUGUAGUUGAGAAAAUUAAUGUACUUAAUCAAACUUUUCAAUAAUUGAGAAUAUCAUUGAAAAGUCAAAAUUAGAAACGUAUUUAGUUAAAUAAUUGACAAUAUUUUUAUAAAUAAGUAGUUUAUAUAAAUAUUUUUUAAAAAAAUUAUACAAAUUAUGAAUAUUGCCUGUAAUUUAAUUAACGUGAUAAUGUCUGUAAUUAAUUGGCGCAAAUUAAAUUAAUUCCAAUUUUUAAAAUAGGUAAAAUAUAAAAUAUUAAAAAUAACAAAAUACGUUAUAAAUUAUAUUAUGUUAUUAAAUAUCGACUUUAUCUUAUAAAAAUUAAGUAAAAAUAAAUUUUCUAUUUCGUUAUUGAGAUUAAUAAAAUGUAUAGUUUAUGAAAUUAGAAUUUUUAAAAAUUGUUAACAAAUCAAUUUUAUAAUUCAUUAUAAUAAAUACAUCUAACUUCUCAGAGCUUCCUUUAUAUGUGAACUUAUAAAUUAAAUUACUCAAGUUUUAUACUAAAAUUGCUUUUUGAUUAGAAUUCCCAUAUAGAUAUAUAUUUACGCUUAUUUAAAAAAAAAAUUAAUAUAUUUAGAAUAAAUAAGUAGGUGCGAAAAAAAUUUAUCAAAGUACUUAAUAACUCUUUGCCUCGCGUUUCACGUAUAAUUAAUAUGUGUGUUUGUGUAAAUAUAGAUAUUUUGUAAUUCAAAAUAAAUAUUUCUAUGUUUUCUAUGUUAUGUACUUUCUUGAACAAAAUUUACUGAUACGAAAAUUGUAUAACGCAUUUUUUUUAAUGACAAACUCAAUAUAAUUGUUUAGAAAUAAGUUUUUGUAUUUUUUAGUAAAAAUGACAAAAAAUUGUAA